CUGGAGACGAAGCGUGAAGAAGAAUGACAGCAAGAAGUGAGUAGAAGCAGGAAAAAGGGAAGGACAUCAGAGCGGAUCUGAGUCCUGUCGAUGUCAGUCAGAUUCAGAAAGGUCUGCAGUGGUGAUCCUGAAGGGGUGUAGUGGAGGAACAAGACAGCAUGGACUCCCCGAGCCGAUUGUCGGUCAUAAACAGCCCAGAACUGGACCCCGUCAUCACAGACUUUAAGUUACAGCUGCCAGACAACAGCGAUGCUCCGUGGUCAACAAAUCCAUCAAACGGGUGCUCACGGUCCGACCUGUCUAUGGCGCUGGAGGACUGCAUGGCUGCCUUGGAUCUGUUCCUGAGAAAUGACUUUGAAGAGGCGCAGGAUCGCCUCAAAUGCAAGGCCAAAGACAGCAUGUACCACGCUCUGACCUACGCCACCAUUUUAGAGAUGAAGGCCAUGAUGACAUUUGACCCUGAGCACAUUUUGGUUGCAGGAAACACCAUGAAGGAGGCGCAGGCUCUGUGUCAGCGACAAAGGAAGAAGGCUACCUUCUCAAAAAGCUUCACUGAAGAGGAACUCCAUGCUGAGGUGUGCUAUGCAGAGUGUCUCCUGCAGAGGGCAGCACUCACCUUCCUUCAGGAUGAAAACAUGAUCAGUUUCAUCAAAGGAGGCAUCAAAGUGAGAAACAGCUACCAGACAUACAAAGAGCUUCACAACAUCCUCCAGUCUUCUGGAUACACUCAUGGUAACAACCAUGGCCACUUUGAGGGUGGCGUUAAACUGGGAGUAGGCGCUUUUAAUUUAAUGAUUUCCAUGCUGCCCACGCGAACGCUCAAACUGCUGGAGUUUGUUGGCUUCUCUGGUAACAAGGAGUUUGGUCUUCAGCAGCUUCAGGAAGGCUCUGCAGAAAGCACCUUCAGGUCAUUCCUGUGUAACAUGCUGCUGCUCUGUUAUCACACAUUCAUGAGCUUCAUAUUAGGAACUGGAGAAGGAGAUGUUGAGGAUGCAGAGAAACUUCUGCAGCCGUAUCUUAAAAAAUACCCCAAGGGAUCCAUCUUUUUGUUCUUCGCUGGUCGAAUAGAGGAGAUCAAAGGCAACCUGGAUGCUGCUAUCAAGCUUUUUGAGGAGUGCUGCGAGGCCCAGCAGCAGUGGAGCCAGUUCCACCACAUGUGUUACUGGGAGCUGAUGUGGUGCUUCACAUACAAGACGCACUGGAAGAUGGCCUACUUCUACGCUGACAUGCUGAGCAAGGAGAACUCGUGGUCCAAGGCUACCUACGCGUACAUGAAAGCAGCCUAUCUCAGCAUGCUGACUGAGGACGACUGUCUCACGUUUGGGGAGACGGCACUGACCCAGUUCAGGCAGGUCCCUGGACUGAAGCAGAAAAUAGCAGGGAAGUCUUUACCAACAGAGAAGUUUGCUAUCAGAAAAGCUCGACGCUACUUUGCAGAAAAACCCAUUCCUCUUCCUGCUGCUCCUCUGGAAAUGAUGUACAUCUGGAACGGCUACACGGUCAUCGGAAAACAUAAAGAGCUGACCGAGGGCAUACUGAAAACCCUGGAGGAAGCACAGGCUAAACUUGAAAACCUUCCAAGGACGGAGUUCACCACAGAUGAUCAGUGUCUGCUCUGCCUCCUGAAGGGACUCUGUCUCAAACAGCUGGGACACAAAGAAGAGGCUGAGCACUACUUUACCCUCGUUCUGUGCAACGAGACUCUGAUCAAGUACGACCACUACCUGGUUCCUAACGCUCUGCUGGAACAUGGGCUUCUGUGUCUGGAGCAAGGCAGAAAAGAUGAAGCUAUUAAACUACUAGAAGCAGCAAAACACAACUAUAAAAACUACUCCAUGGAAUCACGGACGCACUUCCGUAUUCAGGCUGCUUUGCACAAGGCCAAGGGAACCGGGGAGAAUGGCAUCCUCGUGCCCUCUAGCCCAUAACAGAAGUCACACCAGUAAAGUGACAGCUUCCUGUCUCUGCUUACCCACAAUGCAACAUGCCAGACCAGCUCUACUCUUUAGAACUAAGAACUUUUUUAAAUUCUAGAUGAAGAUGGAGUGUUUUUUCCUCAGUUCUGCCCUUGUAAUGGACCUCUGCAGCUUUGUGUGCCUUUGCUGGCCUUGUUCACUUUGCCACGCCCUCUUCCAGAGACACAUUACAGUUAGUCACUUUCUCACACAUAUUUUUUUUAACAAAUUGAGUGGAGAAAUGUGUGUUCAUGUGUUUAUGAAACACUGCUUCCAGCAUGCCUUUUGUCUCUUUCACACUGGUUGCAUUUGAGCAGAAACAAGGUUAAAUUUUUGUGACAUAUUCAGUGCUUUGUCCCAAGUGAUAUGCUCAGUGCUGGGUACUAGACCUGAACCUGGUGGAGUUAAAUAAAGCCUCAGAUACAUGACACACGAACAGCAGCACUAUUUAAGUACCGGGUAUAAACCUGUUCCACUGUAAUGUUAAUGUAGGUUUUGGAAAUGUCUCACUUUCCAAAACCAGCUUGUUCUGUUUUAAUUCAGAAUGUGGGAUCAUGUGUUUACACUACAUGAUUGUUGUGUUUGUCAGAAUCGAGGGAGCAUCUUACUGAAUAUAACCCUGUAUUCACAGCUUAUGUUUUGGUUUUUGCACCGAGCUUUGUGUAUCGCCCAUGAAACUGUCAACUCUUGGAUGUCAAACGACCUGGGAGAGUUGGUCUUUACAUUUAUUUACUGUAAAUGGCAUCUUUUACAUGAAUUGUCCUGUUUUGAGAGGACAGAUGAAUGUGUCUUUUAGAAAAGGCAGACUCCCUCCUUUUCUCCUCCUGGUGUGUGGGACGGGCUCCAGCAAUACUUGAGCUUGAACAAACAGGCCAUUCACAGCAAGCGGCGUAGGACUGCGAGCUUGACUGCCGGCUGUAUCUUUAGUGGGUGAAGAAACUCUUAACCCCCAGCAGCCAUCAAGUUUUCACAGCUUGUGUAGACUUCAGUCGACUUCUUUUGCUGUUUCUCUACCUGCUAUCCUGUUGCUAGAGCUACCAACAGAAGGACUUGAAUGUAAAACCACAUCCUGUGUCAAAUAGUUAUCUGCAGAUGAACAAAUACAGCUUUCCUCAUAAACGAUUGGCGAGUGGGUGAUUGAAAAGGCUGAGCACCUGAAACCUGACAGUUCAGAGAACUCACAUGGUGCCUCAAGAGUUGGGAUACAAGUCCUGCUGAUUUAUUUAUAACUGAGAGAGGUCUGGGGUACAGUUUAAUUGUCUGAAGUCAGUGUCUAAUAUUUAUUGGUGGAGGAAAUGUAUUAUUAGAAUUGUUGCAACUGCAGCGACUCUAGAAUGUGUUGAUUCUGCAAACUAAUCAUAAUUUUCCCCAUCCUUUUAGCUUUUACACUUGUAUAAAUGGAAGAAAUUAAGCAUUCAAAAUUUUGUGUUUACACGUUCUGUAUUGUGUAUUGGGCAUGGUUACCCACCAAGCAGGAUGACUUCCAUUUACAUUUUAGUUGUGAUUUAUAAUGAAAUAUAUACUUUUGUGUUGUA
Nothobranchius furzeri (turquoise killifish) is the source of this 3490-nucleotide messenger RNA. RefSeq names its product tetratricopeptide repeat domain 39A (gene ttc39a). The record is from RefSeq and is a predicted model, not a curated record. NCBI's taxonomy places the organism in Eukaryota, Metazoa, Chordata, Actinopteri, Cyprinodontiformes, Nothobranchiidae. Gene Ontology annotation, molecular function: protein binding.